GAGGAUGCUGAGCAGGCUUGUGGGAGCCAGUUGUGUCCAGGACACAGAAAGGGAGGUGGUCAGUGAGAAGUCAGUGUGCGGCUUAGAUUCUAAAGUGAGCCAGGUCCACACCGUGUGAACCAGGGGCCGGGCAGGAACCAGAGGGCCGCACGGCCUUGCUGCAGGCCUGUGAAGAGUCUCGGUCUCCAGCCUACCGUCACGCUGCAUUUAUUCAUUCAACAAGUGUUUACUGAGCACCCACCGGGUGUCAAGUACUGGGCAUCCUGUAGCCCCUGCCCUCGGGAAGCUUACGCUCGAGGGGACCAGGUCCCAAGCUUUGCCACCUAACCUGAAAUCCCCGUCAGCCUCAGGGGUGGUGGCAGGGCCUGUGGCGUCCCGGGGCCAGGCUGUUCUAAGCUGCGGGGAGCGGCGUGGGGAAGGCCCUCAGAGCAGACUCUGCUCAGUGGCCUGCUCUGGGCCCUUUAGCCGGCAGGACCUUCCUGGGAUUACUGAGGUACAGGAAGGAGAGAUGGGGCAGUGGUGGGAGCGGGAGGAGGGGACGAGGCUGAGUGGGAGCGGUGGGGACUCUGGGUGGUGAGGGUUCGGUGACUGUGACCUCUGCUCAGGGCCUCCUGUGUGCCAGUCCCUAGGCACACACGUGUGUACCUUGCCUCACAGGUGAGGAAACCGAGGCCCACAGAGAUGAAGUGAUGUGUCCGCCUAGCAAGAGGCGAGGUCAGGGUCAGAACUGAGACCUGUGCCCGUAACCAGUGAUGGCAGGAACACGGUGUGGUGUGGCCCCUGCUGUCCAUAGUGUCAGUAAAAUCAAACAACCAACCUCAGCAUGGAGGUUUCCAGCCUAGCCCCGGCGCUGGUGCUGACACGGAGCCCCGGAAUGGGCGCCCUUUGUGAGGUGGCCCUGGGAGUUGGCAGCAGGUUCCGUCCUUCUGCCGGGGGAGGGGCGGGCAGAAGCCUGGAGCAGGGACCCAAGUGGAAGAUGGUUCUCGCCAUGCGGGGGGCUCUGUCCCCCAGGGCCGCGCUGAGCCUCCUCCUCCACCUCAACCUCAUCCUGGCGGCUGCGCUCCUCCGCCGCCAGCCGCUAAGGCCUCAGCGACCUGUUCCCGAGGAAUUUUCAGCCCCCCUGGAACUCUCGGAGCCACUUUCUGGCCUGGUGGACGGUAGUAUCUCCUCCUUCCCCUACCCCUUCCCCUCCUCUGCCCCCAACCCUACCUGGUGGGGGAGAGAUGCCCUAGGAGAGAGCACCCAGGUCCAGCCUGAGGGCCUUCUCCCAAAUGGCAUCUGCCUGGGGACGUCUUCAGCGGACGCAAAACAGAUUCUCCCUCCCACUCAUACCCUCUUCUCUCUCCUUAGACUACGGGGUGCGCCCCAAGCACCCAUGGCCACGAGGGCCUCGACCCCUUCUCUCCCGGGCCCAGCAGCGCAAGCGGGACGGGCCAGACAUGGCUGAGUAUUACUACGAUGCACGGCUGUGACGGGAACCCCUUAUAAAGCUAUUCUUUGCAGCAAUGGCUUGGGCUUUCCUGGGAUGGAAACGAGCUGGGCAAGGGAGGGGGGUCCAAGUAGACAGGCAGAUGAGACCCACUGUGGUCCCGACAGGAAAUGGCACUUUAAUAGUUGUGGCCAGCAUAACAGGACCGAGAUGGGGCUACCGCUGAAGCAGCCAAGGGGCCUGGCUGGCCGGGGCCGGGGCGGAAGCCUCCUUUUCCUGCUGAGGCGGGGCCCCACUGCGGCGCUCUCCCUCCCUGUGAGGCCGCACCCCUGCCAGGGGCCGGCAUGCCGGUGAGGCUGGUGGUAGGAGCCAUCCAGAGGCCACCCAAGUGACAGGGCUGGGGACAGGGACUGCGCUCCCACCUGCUGCCGUUCUCCUUGCUGCAAAGUCCUCGGGAGGUGGCUGGGUUCAGCCUGAGCUCAGGGCCCUUCGGUUGGGCUUGGGAGCUGGGGGCGGGGGUGGGGUGGGCACUCGCAGGUGGCAUGAGCUUUGUCGAGGUGGGAGCCAAUGGCCGGAGGCCCAAGAUAGGACAGAACCCUCCGCUCCGAGGAUGGGCACCCUUCCUGGCCAGAGGCUUAAUACCACCCCCCAGCCCCACUCCCUCCCAAUCCCUGGGCAGCCCACUCCGUCCUCCAUAGAUGAAUCUGAUCCCAUUACGAUAAACUGCAUUUGCCUCUCCCCAUAACCCCCACCCUCCCCCACCCUCGGCCAACAGCCCCCCACUUCCCCAUCCUCUGGUAGUGGCAGGUGCCCCUCCUCAAGCAGUGCCAUGUCCUGUCAGCAGCCAGCCAUCCUGGCGCCGGCCCCAGGGCCCAGGGGAUGCAGAGGGCGAGGCAGAGCUGCUACUCCAGGUAGAUAUCUUCUGUGGGGCAGGUGUACUCCACGAACUGCUUGUAGAACUGCUGGAACGCUCUCCUAGGAGGCAGGCAGACACACCAGAAUGACUGGGGAGGAACAGGAUCUCGACCCAGGGUUUUCACACAGGAGCCUCGGGGUACCCGGAUGGGGCUGCGCCUCCCCCAGCCAGAGCUGCUCGGCUCUGUUCUCUGCACACAGUGUUUCCUGAGUGAGAUUUCAGGUGAAGAAAGGGCCCAGCAACUAAGAAGUUUGGACCUCAAGACCACCCAGCCCUCUCUCCAGGCCACUGUGGCCCAAGGACACUGUGCAGAGCGCCGGGGAGGACUGAGGGAUGCUGCCGAGCAUGAGGAACGUGCUCGGGGCCUGAGACCGGGGCUGGCCACAGGGCUGGGUGCUUGGCAGGACACACACACGUACCCCACGGAUUCUGCCAGGGCUUUGGUGGAUUCUUCAGACACAAAGACAUGGCAGGCAAACCGGUGGUCGGCAGGGUGCUUGGUGAUGAACCCAAAAUACCUGUGGGAGGACAGCAGUCUGUCUGGGCAGGACGGGGGCUCAGAACCCUCAGGCACACGCGUGGACCCACGCCCUGAACCACCACCCACACCUUGACCUCUUCCCCAUCGUGUUCCUACUUGUUGUUCUUUGGAUGGUAUCCGCAGAAAGAGAUGUUUUUUAACUGGAAGAA
Balaenoptera ricei (Rice's whale) is the source of this 3035-nucleotide messenger RNA. RefSeq names its product Frey regulator of sperm-oocyte fusion 1 (gene FREY1). NCBI's taxonomy places the organism in Eukaryota, Metazoa, Chordata, Mammalia, Artiodactyla, Balaenopteridae. The transcript has 2 exons. Bases 824 to 1447 code for a protein of 207 amino acids. The record is from RefSeq and is a predicted model, not a curated record.